AUGGAUCCUCUUACCAGAAUACUUCACAUAAAACCUUUUGGGUCUCUGUAUAUGCUCUAUAAGCGUAUCGUGAUCAUUGCAAAGAUACCGUUUCAGGUGGUAUCAUACCUUUUAGGAAUUAACAAGCUGCGGCCCUCGUGGACGCUGAAAAAAGUGCUGAUACUGAGUGCGCUUCGGGAGGUAACCUAUAUAUCGGAAAAGACUGGAAUCAAUGGUGGGCGAGACCACACAAAAGAGGUCGUAGCCAAGGACUGUUUAGAUGCCCACUUCAUUUGGGUCGAUGGUGUGCCUGACGAGCUCAUCGUCGGUGAGGUCAAGCGACUAGCACAAGUAUGUGGAGCUCAGUCUGUAUGCAUCCCUGCGUAUGGUUUUGGAAGGUGGAACUCGACGCAAGACCUGGCGCGAGAUGGGGAAAAGAUCAUUCUCAAUCUCCAUGGCGGAGGAUACAUAGCAGGGACGGCUCACCCCGAGGACUUGACGGCCAACAUCCCCCGCGGAUACCUCGCACAUGGAAUCUCACGUGUUCUCUCAAUCGACUAUCGCCUAUCUACCACCCACCCGUACCCAACCGCCGCGCCCUUCCCAUCGGCCCUCCUGGACGCGCUCGCGGGUACGUCUACCUCCGCGGGCGGGAACCUCGCGCUCGCGCUAGUUCGGUAUCUCAGAGACUCGCGUGAUCACGAGUCGGGUCUAGAUCUAGGCAUGCCUGGAGGGUUGAUCGCGAUUUCUCCGUGGGCCGAUCCUGUCGGGACGUACUUUGCUACCUUGACGGACGACUCGCCGGGCGUCGUGAACGCCAAGACCGACUAUCUUCGACUCGUGGAUAAAAGGGGGACGGUUGUGUCUCAACAUGGGUACGCGGCUCGUGCGCUUGCUGGGCCCAUGUCGGCCGAAGAUGCUACUCGAAGCCCGUACAUCUCUCCCGGAUCGUUGAAUUUAACGACGGAUGGGCUGUUCAAGGGCGAGGCGCUCAUUCAGGAGAUCCGAGUUCUCCAGACCCGGAUGAAGAAGGACUGCGAAGUGGUUUACGAUGAAGUUGUUGAUGCUGUUCAUGAUUUUGUCGCUUUUCCCCAGUGGGAGCCUGAGCGAAGUGAAACGUUCAAGAAGAUUGUGGAUUGGAUUCAGAACUUGUAG
Rhizoctonia solani is the source of this 1134-nucleotide messenger RNA. Its product is annotated as carbohydrate esterase family 10 protein. Gene Ontology annotation, molecular function: hydrolase activity. NCBI's taxonomy places the organism in Eukaryota, Fungi, Basidiomycota, Agaricomycetes, Cantharellales, Ceratobasidiaceae. The record is from RefSeq and is a predicted model, not a curated record. The coding region runs from base 1 to 1134 and encodes 377 amino acids. The transcript is spliced from 5 exons.